AUAAAAGCCAAUUCAGCGCGCGCAUGGUAGUUCAAUUAGCUAAAGAUGAUCAGAGAAAUACAGCAGGCGCUGAGGUUGAUCAUGCUAUUGGAAAAACAGAGACGGCAUCCUGGUUUAAACAAUGCGCGAGGGCUUCUGGUACUUCUGUGGACGGACACGGGAGCAAGUAUGAACUGCACUGUUGCAGCUGCUGGUCCCUGGUGCACAGGGAUUGAAAUGAAAGCACUCCAACCUGCCCUCACAGAUUUGAAGGAGAGCAUGUUUGCCUGUACGUGGUCGUGUCCUCAGCCGGAUCCCGAGGAACUGUGUGCCUUCACCGACACGUAUGGUUCUCUCAGAUUGCUCCUGUCUUUUCAGAUGAAAGAGGCAAGACUGUUAAUUCCAGAGUGGUGCGCUCGCAUAGAGGUGUUCCUACACUCGUUCAGCUCGGCUAACGCAAGGAUCAAAAUCCACUUUAAAUUCAAAUUCAGUCAGCAGAGCGUCCAGCGAGACUUUAGAGUGAAUAUUGUGAGAAAAGUUGCCUGUGCGAACCGACCAUCACUGAUCUUGGAUGUCACAUGUAAAACACAGCCUCCAGAGUGCAUGAAGAAAGGAUGCUGGUGUCAUGGAGGACACCCGGUCCUGGGAGGCAGGUUGCCGCUCAGUAUCCCACCUGAAGCCAUGGACCACGGCCUGUUUGGGGAGCUCAGCGUCCAGCCGGUCACUCUCCUGAGCCCUUGUGUGCUUCAGUACCCCAAUCUGGCAAUACAACUCACUGACAUACAAGUGUUGGUAUGCGGCCCCAGUAAUGUUCCAUUCACAGGCCCUUCCACCCUCCUCCAGAACCUCCCUGCUCAUCUGGACUGUCAGGAACUGGGCCUGCAUGGCCUUCACUGCUCCUCCUCCAAAGAUCCAGUGCACAGGGGUGGCACUGUGUACACCGUAGAGCAAGAAAACUGUGAGGAUCCAGAGCAAGAAUCAGGUCUUCCCCCAAUGCAGCAGAGUCUCCUGCUUUACCUCUUCCUGCAGCACAGUGACCCCUUCACCUACCAGCUCUCUGAUAUGAUGGCCACAGAGGUGCUGAUAGAGCACCACCUGGAGGAUAUUCUGAACAACAACAGGCAGGCAGUCACAACAGCCCUGCAGACCGAGCUGAGGAACGCACUGAAACCCCAAAAUCACAGGAAAAAGGAUCAAGAGAAGCUGCGUUCAGCUGCUGAGGUGAUUCUCAGUUCAGCCGUCAGUAUUGUGAGCUGCAGCAGUAACAUGGACUUCAGAAACGCUUGUCUGAACAGAAUGAAGGUGCAUGACACUCACGAAUUGUCAGCCUCCCUCUGUGAAUCACUGAGGAGGGUGACAUCAUGGAAAUUCACUCCCAGGAGCGGCUGCUAUUCAGCUCAGAUGGAAGAACAUCCUGACAGUGAUGAGCCCACCAGAACAGAAAUCUGAGAAAUCUAUUGUUUGUUCUGGCUGAAGGCUGUGGAAGCAGUUUUCACUGAAAUUAAUAUCUUUAGCAAUUAAAUGUGUGCUAGUAGUGAGUGUCGUAAAUGUGGUGGUGAAAAAAAAUAGCUAUUUAACAUCUAAUUAGAAAACAAAAUGCAUUAUUAUAGUUUGUAUCACCAGAUGUUCUUUUUAAACACAGUUCCUAAAGAGAUUUACAUUGAACUGAAUUUCUGAUCUGAGAUAACCCUGAGAUGCUUUUUUUUUUAAUAUGAUUUUGUACCCCUAAUUAAACAUAAAGUACAAUAACAUAAACAU
Anarrhichthys ocellatus (wolf-eel) is the source of this 1737-nucleotide messenger RNA. It is a transcript of the gene top6bl, whose product is annotated as TOP6B like initiator of meiotic double strand breaks. The transcript is spliced from 14 exons. The coding region runs from base 46 to 1428 and encodes 460 amino acids. NCBI's taxonomy places the organism in Eukaryota, Metazoa, Chordata, Actinopteri, Perciformes, Anarhichadidae. The record is from RefSeq and is a predicted model, not a curated record. Gene Ontology annotation, biological process: meiotic DNA double-strand break formation.